This is a messenger RNA of Glossina fuscipes, 1592 nucleotides long. RefSeq names its product DNA ligase 1-like. The coding region runs from base 600 to 1526 and encodes 308 amino acids. The transcript is spliced from 4 exons. Lineage: Eukaryota; Metazoa; Arthropoda; Insecta; Diptera; Glossinidae. The record is from RefSeq and is a predicted model, not a curated record.
AUUUAAUUUAAAUCUUUCUUUUCAUACGCACACUACAAUCAAAUAUACUAAACAUUUAUUGCUAAUCACUGAUCGAUCACAACGUAACGUUACAAUGUUACAACGUACACUUUCAGUAUUAAUUUAUUGACUUCUAAAACCGGAAGCCUGUAAAGUUUGAUGUAAGUUAAACGUUGCCGCUAAUUCUUAUUUCUAGAGCAGUAUACACAGCAGUGUAUAAUAAUACACAUAACUAUAGCAGUAUUCAGACAAUUGGUAUUGUCUUCUUCUCACAACUAAUGUUUAUAUACGAACUCUCUUAACACAACUUUAACACAGAGAGCAUCUUUUUGUUGUUCUAUUUUAGUAAAAUACUCGAAGAUUGUUAUUACUUUAAUAUUUAUUACUACAGAUAAUUAUUAUCACAAUUAUUUUAUUAAAAGUUAAUUUUUGAUAAUCCGUUUAAUUCACUUCACAUAUAAGUGAUGUUAACAAAUUGUGUAUAUGUAGAUGUGUAUAUAAAAAAUAGUAUUGCAAAUAUACCCCACUUAUACACAAAGGAGAAUGUGUUAUUUGUGUAACUAAGGUUAAGAAGGCAAGAAAUUUUAACAAAAACAAAAAUGGAAUGUCGGAAAAAGAUUUUCAAGAGAAGACAACGGAAAGCACCAAACAGAAAAUGGUCAGAAGAUGAACACCGAAAAAUAUUGAAAUUUCUUAAAGAAAACAUUGAUAAAUUUGAGAAACCCACAGCUCAAAUAUUCUAUAAAAGAUUUAUAGAUGAAACGGUAUUUCCAACAGAAUGGAAUUUAGUACGUUAUAAGGUCAGAAACUUACGAACUUCAUAUGCGAAAGCUAAAAACUCAACAGCAAAUUUGCUAGAGCUAGACAAAGAAGCGGUACACCGAAUUUGUCCAUACUUCAAUGAAUUAGAUGAAAUUUUUGCUGAUAAACAUGAUGUUUUUAAUAAGAAAUCUGAAUAUGUUAUUAGUAAUGAGGUGCUUUCGGAUAGCGAUAGUUUUCAAAAUUCUACAAAUUUUAUGAAAAUAUCGAUGGAAAAUAAACAAGAGAUCUACGAUUCGUCAGUUAAUGACACCCACAUAGAUAUAGUUGAAUUAUCUGGAACAAAUUCCGAUAGCACAUAUCAUUCUAAUUCUAAUGCUUUGAAAAUUCGUUCAGAUUUACUGCAAUUGAAUGAACAACAACAGACGGAUAAUGAUAUUCCUAAUUCAAUACAGAAUAUACCGGGCGUUGAGGAAAAAUUUGAAAGGAAACAUGACGAGAUCUGGGAGAGGGAGAAACAUUUGCGAGAAUUUCAAUUGAGAGAAAAGCAACAACAAUUAGAAUUGGAAAAAUUUCAACUUGAGAGGGAGAAAUUCCAAAAACAGUAUGAAUUGAAUGCUCGGGAGCAACAAUGGCAAGCUGAACUAAAACAACGCGAAUUAGAAAUGAAGGAAAGAAUAGCAAUGCGCGAAUUAGAAAUAAAGGAGAAAAUCGCUCUAAAAGAAUUGGAAAUACACCAUAAAACCCAAUUUAGUUCGAAUAUAUGAACGCAAAAAUUUCUUUUAACAUGAAAAAAAGUACUUAUACAAAAAUUAUAUAAAUUUUUUUAUAGU